AGGAAACUACCAUUAGCGUUUAAGUUUGUGUUUUAGAAAGCAUUCAUUUUUAGUAGAAAAUUGUGUCUUUCUAUUUAAAAUAGUGCCUUUUUUGUUUGUUAUAGAAUAUUAAGAAUGGCAGCCCAAGUUGAGGGACCAUUUAAUUAUACAGCUACUGGUGUUCUGGGUGAUCAGAGGAACUCAAUGCUGCAAAAUGAGCUUCAUUUGAGGGACAAAGUUGGUCACAUUAAAUCUCGAGGCUAUCAGCUCCCGAUGCAAAGUUUUGUGUAUGGUUUACCUAAUGAAAAAAGAGAAUAUUCCGCAGCCGAUGCCUUAGCCUCUUGGAAACUCUCUCAUUAUAGUCUGAAUUCUGAUCCAGCUUUGCGAGGGUGGACUGGAAAUUAUUUGCCUAAAGGUGGCGCCAGUAAAACCAAAGCAGCCUCAGAGAGAGACUUCAUGACAAUGAACAAGGCAGCCGUGGCUGAUGGACUUGUCACAACGGAAGAAACUAAUGACUACAGGGCAACACAUGAUAUAAGGAGGUCACCUUGGAAUAGGAAAGAAUUGUCUGGCAAGAUGAGGUCCAGGAGGUUACCCCCCACCAUGGUGUUCGGAAUUCCCAGCAGACCAUCAACCCCUAUCUAUGAAGUUAUAGAACACAAAUAUCAAGACCAAUGGAUGAAAGAAAGACAAAAUUUGUUGAGUAAUAAAAGGGCAGAAGAAGUCAAGAGAAGAGUAAUGUCUGCUCCAGUUGCUGGUCGUAGCAAUGGUAUUGUGUAUGAGACUAGAGCCUCUUUACUUAGAACUUACCAGAACCCUGUGGACCCAGCACCCUUGUGGCAGCUGCCAAGAUUCACAAAAUCUGCCAAGGCUCAAAUACAAAGUUUUCGUACAAACGUAGACAAAUCAGCAUCUUUCAAUUACCUGAAAACAGACAGAGUUGGCAGACAAGGAGAUUUUGGAAUAGGAAUUUAUGAAAAACCUAAGAAUUAACUUUGUGACUAUUGGUAAAUGUUAAUUGUGUCCAUUUUUUAAUGAUUUCUUUGACUCCUGUUAAGGUUUUUAUAUUGAAAACUAUUUUGCACAAGACUUUUUUUGUUUAACACUUGAAUCUGUGAUACUUUGAACUGUUCUAGCACUUUGAUGUAUGUUUGAAUAUUGUGUAUGAGAGUUCUCUUAAUUAAAUCACACUGAAGUAUUUGUUGCAAGUAUGCAUGUGUUCAACAAUGAAUAUUUCAGUGAAAAUAUAUUUGGUGCAUUCUGGAUUAUUUAUUCACGCAUUUAUGUUUGCGCAAGAAUUAUUUUGUUCUAUUAACAUUUAUUACUUAGGGUUAAGUUUAGCUUAUUGCUAUGUCUGGGUCAAGUUUAGCUUAUUGCUAUGUCUGGGUCAAGUUUAGCUUAUUGCUAUGUCCUAAACUCUUCUUGAAUAUCACCAUUUACCUUCUAUUUUAAUAAGGGAAUUCCAUUGUUAGAUAAAAAUAGAGCAAUUGAGUUCUCAAACACACCAUAAGAAAAAAAAAAAAGAACUUAAGAACUCUUUUUGUGUAAAAUAAUCAGGCCAUGUCUGGAAAACAUACUUGAUGUAUAGUUUAGCCAUAUCUGAACAGGGGAGAUGGUGGCUGAGUAGUUGGCUACGGAACCAAGAGGUCUCCAGUUUAAUCCCAGUUAAGUCUAGGACUUUGAUUUUGAACUUUGAAAUUUUUAGAGUGUUCCUAAAUCCACAAACUCUAAUCGGAACCUGACGUAUGUUGGGGAAAAAAGGCAGUUGGUUGCUAAUGCUUGCCACAUGAUGCCCUUGUUUAACGUCAGCAAUAGGAAGAGAUGAGUUUUACAUAGAUCUUAAAAGGGUUUCUUUACCCUUUAUGCCUGUAUGUGGACAGAUUGAAUCAUUAAUGGUCCAAUAAAUGAAAUGUCAUAUACUUUGUUUCAUUUUUUAUGUAUAUAGUUAUUAUGGAACGCUAAAAAGUUAUUUGAGAUUAAGUCAACAUAUUUGUCUCAGUGUUUGCUGCUAGUGAAUGACUAGAAUAUAGUGUGAGAGGAAAUUUGUUUCAAAAUCACUUGUUUGUUAUUUUAUAUGAAAAAAAUUUAUUGAUUGCUAUGUACUAACAUAUUCUUCAUGUUAUAUUAUUUUAUAUGUUUCUAUGAACUAAACAUUUUUUAUUGACUGUGAUGUAUUUUUCUUUCUAUUUUCAAUGUAUUUUCUAAAAAUUACUUUGCCGAAUUAUCCUUUUUUCAGCUUUAUAGCAAGUUUUUUUUUUUUAAAGAAAAAUAUUUCCCCAAUUUUCAAGGUUAGGUGACCAAGGAUAAAUUCAUUGGCUUUAGAAUGACAGAGUCUGAAGUUCCAAUCCCACUUGGGAUUGUGAGAUAAAUGGAGGACAUCCCCAAGUUCAUUUAGCUUUACAAUCAAUCUGAUUGUUUAAACUUUAUGUGAUUCGUCAUUGUGUUGACCACACGGCACCCUCAUCAGAUGUUGGCCAUGACUGUGAACCAGCUGAUUCAUGUCUGAAAUUGUUUAUUUUGCCUGCAUUAAAAUGUUGUGACUAAUAUGUAUAAUUUUUCCCAAAAAAAUUUCAUAUCACAUAAAAACUAAUUUGUUAUAAAAUUUCUAAAAAAAAAAAAAAGAAAGCUUCAAAACUUAUCAAUGAUUGCAAAAACAUUACAUUCUUCUUCUUCUUCUUCUUCUUCUUCUUCUUCUAGCCAGCUUUAUUGCUGCUGAGCUGUGAGCUCUUUUGCAGUCUGUGCCAAGGAAAAAAAGUGUGCUGUUUUCUUCAGUUGUUCAGCACUGCCGUACAGGGUGUUGGUUAUGUUGGGCUGUAGUGGAUGUAGGGUCUGCCUAAAGGUGGAUUAGGGAGGGGCAUUCAAAGAGAAUAUGUUUUACGGGGGAGUUAUGUAGAGUUUAUUUUGUUCAGGUGGUUAUUUAAUAAAAAUGUAAUACAAAUACACAAUUUUAAAAAUUAAAUUCAAUAAUGAAUUAAUAUUAUAGGGCCUUUUGUUAAAACUUGAAUUUAAUAUCACCGCCAUUAGUGCCAUUUCAUUCUGUUCUGGACUAUUACCUAUGUUUUUUGUUUUUUUUUACUUUUUGUAGACACUACAAUGGCUGAGUGGUAAAGUGCUUGGAUCCUGGGAUUUUUAAUUUCAGGAUCUUUAGGGACACCUCUGAGACCACCCAGCUCUAAUGGGUACCUGACAUUAAUUGGGGAAAAGUAAAAGCGGUUGGUCGUUGUGCUGGCCAUAUGACACCUUCAUAAACCGUGGGCCACAAAAACAGAUGAUCUUUACGUCAUCUGCCCCUUAGAUCACAAGGUCUGAAAGGGGAACUUUACUUUUUACUUCAACUGUAUCCAUGGAUUAUCUUCCUGGUUUCUUCUACUUUCUUCUCUCUUCACUUAUUGAGUGGUAUCUUCAAACAUUCCUGGCCAUCAAGUCAGCUCUCUCUCUCUCUCUCAGCUUCCAUCAUCUGAAAUGGAUCACUCCUGUAAUCUGUAGACUUUUGUGUCCUUCUUUGAAUCUGUAUAGUUGAAAUGAUGUUGAGCCAGAAGGUUCUCAGACUUUGUCACUAACUCUUGUUUUUUGAAAGCUUUCAGCUUCAUGCUUAUCCUAUUUCUUUACAAACAUUCUGAUAAUAGAUAUUAUAAUUACAUAAAUGUGAGUAGCUAGACUUUGGUGGCAAAUAUUUGAAAGGGUGGAAAAAAUUUGAAAACUUUCUUUUCAGUGUGUUUCAAAAUCCUAAUCUUUGAUUUUGUCUAAAUGCUUUACUUUAUUCUAACAUAACUAUUGUGUGAUGCAUGCAUUAGUUAUUAUUGAAACAAAACUUUAACUUUGUUUAAUUAAAAUCUCAAUAUUUAGUUUUCAAGAUGUAUUUUAAAAAUGUUAUUUCUAAGUCCAAAAUCGUUUCUAAUAGCAUUUUGUUUUAAAUGAGUAAUUAUUAUUGUCAAAUAUGUUCAGAUUUUUAUAAAAUUUUCACCAUUUCCAUUAUUUAGUUCAAUACAAUACAUGUGUUAAUAGAAAAAAGAAAGCUAUAGUUAACAAUAGCAAAUUAACAUUUGGUUAUAUAUUAAAGACAUUACUUCAAAAAAGAAGAUAAUUACGUCCAAGAAUAUAAGAAAUUAUCCCAAAAUAUCCUAACUCUUGCUAAGAAGUUGUAAGUUGAUCAGGUCUUAUGUAACACACUUAGAAUUACAGUUGUAUUGUAACUUUGUCAUUUGUGUUGACGCCAAAAAAAUGUGUAAUUGUGUUUCAUUUGAAAUAUAUUAGUUAUCUAUAUUUAUUUGAGCAAAUGUCUAUAUUUGACUCUAGUUUUGUAAAAUUCGUCCAUAGUUAUGAACCAUUUGUUAAAUAGUUUUUUUUUAUUUUUGUAACCAAAUUUAUUUAUUUUUUAUCUUAACAAAAACUGUUUGUGGGAUUACAGGCCUGUAUUAUUUGUUCAGUAUUAUAAUUGAACAGAUUUUUUUUUCCAUCAUGAUGUUCAGAUGGUUCAAGUAUUAUUUUCAGCAUUACCUGGUCAAAACAAUUGCACUAAAUGAUAUACAUUAAAAAUCAAAUGGGCAAACAAAUGAAUCAGCAUUGAAGUAGCUUAUCCUCUAUGACCAGGUUAGAUAGACAAUUUACUUUGUUGCAUAGUCAGCUACUUUGAGCUGCUGUCACAUUAAUGUGUUUCUUUUCGAUUUGUUCUCAUUAUAAUGACAAUGUAGAACUUUGGUUUCUCAUCCAUUGGCUUUAAUUUGAUGCUUGUGUUACAUGCAGUGUACAUACAGAACUACAUCUAUAUUUAUAUAAUACUUCUAUAUAUUUACUCUAUUUUCAUAUAUAUCCAUCUACUGCAGUGAAUCACCCUCACUUUUUAAAUAAAAAAACAGAUCAUCAUAUUACCAAACCACUUUUUGAUAGAUGCCCACAUGGGAUACAAUUUAAAUUUUUUUUAAAAUUAUUUUUUGAGACUUUUCAAAGAAGUCUGUGAUUGAUAUUUUGUGUCUUAAUAAAAUCAUUAGUUGACAUA
Messenger RNA from Biomphalaria glabrata, 4975 nucleotides. RefSeq names its product cilia- and flagella-associated protein 77-like. Lineage: Eukaryota; Metazoa; Mollusca; Gastropoda; Planorbidae. The transcript has 7 exons. The record is from RefSeq and is a predicted model, not a curated record. The coding region runs from base 115 to 972 and encodes 285 amino acids.